UCCAACAAAUCAUAGCAAAACAAAACAAAUCAAACCCAUUUUAUUUUUCCUUCCAUUUUUAGUACUGUUCCAAUGGAUUCCGCCAAGAAGUCUAACAAAAUCAGUGAAAUAGUUAGACUCCAACAAAAACUCAAGAAGUGGAGAAAACUUGCAAGUGCACCAAAAAACACCAUCCCUACUAGCCCUUCUUCUGCUCCAACCCCUUCAUUAUCACACACCAAUUCUACCAAAAAAUUCCUCAAGAAAACACUUUCUUUUAAAGAUACUUCGCCUUCGGCGGCAGCGUCAACGGACGGAGCCGUUCCGAAAGGAUUUCUUGCGGUUUGUGUAGGAAGAGAAAUGAAAAGGUUUAUUAUCCCAACAGAGUUUUUAGCUCAUAGAGCAUUUGAAAUGUUACUUAGAGAAGCUGAAGAAGAAUUUGGGUUCCAACAUGAAGGGAUAUUAAGAAUUCCUUGUGAAGUAUGUGUUUUCGAAAGAAUCUUGAAAAUGGUAGAAGACAAGAAAGAAGUCUUCUUUAUUAAUCAAGAGUUUCUUGGUUUAGAGAAAGAAAUGAGCAAUGGCGGUUGUUGUUCUUCAGAAGCUGAGUUUUCUUACUCGCUACAUUCUCAUAAUCCAUUGUGUAGAUAA
Papaver somniferum (opium poppy) is the source of this 627-nucleotide messenger RNA. Its product is annotated as auxin-responsive protein SAUR50-like. The record is from RefSeq and is a predicted model, not a curated record. Lineage: Eukaryota; Viridiplantae; Streptophyta; Magnoliopsida; Ranunculales; Papaveraceae. The transcript has a single exon. Gene Ontology annotation, biological process: response to auxin. The coding region runs from base 73 to 627 and encodes 184 amino acids.